CCGCGCCCGCCAGUGCCGCCGCGACUCCGACCGCGUGCGACGUUUCUUCCAACCAACUCGGGAUGUGAACAUCAUCAAACCUAAAUAAUUUAUCUGUGGCCAAAUUGUGCCGGUUGUUUCACUAAAGUGAUCGAAAAUGUAACUUUUACCGAUUCGCGUGUUUUAUUUUUUGUAUUACCGUAUAGUUUUUGUUUUAUGAUUUGGUUUAUGAUUAUUUCUUCGAUAUUGCAAAUAUAAGCACUUGACAAAAGAAAUAGUGACACCUUAAAUUGUGUUGUGAAAAGUUGUGUGGUUAUAGUUACGAUAGUUAUAAAUCCGUGAGUUAUCGAUUUCCCAACACUGGCCUCGGCUGAACAGCUGUUCGGGAGAGUCAAACGGAAGUGUCUCGCUCGCGGUAUCAAAAUCAAAAGCUUUGGAACUCUGGCCUAGGCCUAUCGGUACGCCUAAAGUUUUAUUUCCAAUAUUAUGGGAAAACUUGUGUGGUGAUAACGUGCCAAACAGAAACCCUGAGCAGAAACCUAACAUUGCUAUUUUGGUGUGCUGACUACACCGAUAUUUGUGACAAAUCGCUAAGUGUUAAUUAAAUAAUUAAUAGUCACUUAAAAGCAUUUACGAAGUGUUAGACACGUGUGAUUCUAAUUAAAUAACAAAGUUUUCCAAGUUUAGAAAUUCAAACAAGUGAGAGUAAAGUGGGCGGAAGUGUUUUGUCGAAAAUAUCUCAAAAUAAUUGGAUUCCGUGUUUGGAUUUGUCUCAUGAUCGUAGACUGGAUCUAGUCAAUCAGGCAGUGGUGGAUAACCUAAAGAGAUGCUGGGUGGGGCGGCGGGCGCCCGCUCCCGCCCGCCCAAUGACCAACCAGGUCAUGCCCGGUUCCCGGUGUAUUCGCUGUUCCCGCAGCAGGGCAAUCGAUCCACGAUACACAAAGUAACAGAGAGUCUGUACUCGACGUCGCUAUCGGCGUUCGGAGUGCCGACCCCGCCCCCGCACUCCCCGUACUCCCCUCUACACCUGGAGCUGCUGAAUACCUGCCAGCGGGUCACCUUUGAAAAUACUGAAAAGGACCAAAAAAUGGAGGACGGCAAACUAGGAAUGCAGUGCGUGACAGAAGCUUCAUGCUGCCCCACGGAGCUGCAGCGGCAGAUGCUGGAAAAUGUGACCAGCGGCAUGCAACCGCUGGCCGUCAAGACUGAGCAUGCGCGCCGCACGUGCUGCCUCACUGGCUCCCCUAAAAAGUUGAUGCAGGGCUCUGACGGCGGCUGCAGCCGGACCAACCCCGUGACCUGGGUGGGGCUCGCGGGCCAAAACCUCCAGGUCCAAGUCAAGAGGGAACCCCAACACAUGCACAUGUCAGAACUAGUAGCUGUCAAACUGGAGCAGGCGUCGCCCGGCAACAAGCCGGACCAUCACCCGCCCACCAUACCAGCCUCGCUGAACAACGGUUCGAUUCCCGUCGGUAUAGCAGUGGCACGGCAGAGAGUGGGCGAUGCCGGCCUGCUCGCCGCGCUGUCGCACAAAGACAACCAACACCGCAUGCACGACAUCGGACCAGCGUCAUUCUGUUGUCAUUUCACAGACGCGGCGCAGGCGGCCAUGACGGUGGGCGUGGCCAACGUGCUGUGCGAUGAUCGCCCCGCCCCCAUGGCGUGGCCGGCCCCGCCCCAGCCCGCUCCCUCCGCGUCCCUCUGGCAGUACCCUACCGCUCAAGUGGCGAUGGAGAGCAUGAUGGUGGGCGGCGUGGGCGUCGGCGGAGUGAACUCCUUGGGCGGAGGAGUCUCGUCCAUGGGCGGCUUCCAGCUGGUCCGCGACCCCGCAUCCGGGGCGCUGCUGCUGCUGCCCACCCCCCCUGACUUACCCCACACGGUGGUCUGGGGCGGCGUCCCCUACCCGUCUGCUCCCCUGAUUCUCCCGCCCGCUCCGCACCCGUCCCACCACCUGCAGCUGCUACCAGGAGACAUCCUCGCGUCCACCGCCACGCUCCAGCACACGCACACACACAGCACGCGCCUCGUCACACUCGCCCCCGCUCCGCCCCCGCAGCAGCACCCCAGCCACGCCGACAAGCGGAAACCCAUGAUACAACCUCUCAUAACUCCUCACACCCUGAUCAAGAUAGAACAGGAGCCUCCGCAAGAGAAGCAGCAGACGUUCAUGCCCGAGCCGGUCCAGCAGCCGAUGCUCGCGGCCACGCAUCUGUACUACCAGCCGGAGUUCUCGGAGCAAGCUUGCCGCAGUCAGGCCACUUCCCCCGCCGCGCCCCCCACCCCACCCCCUGAGGCUCACGAGUCCCCAGCACACAAGGACGCCUCCAACCAAACCGACCACAUAGACGACGACGACGAUGAGUCUCCGAACCAUGCUGAUGAACACGAGCGGGUAGCGUGUGUUGGAGUCGCGCACUACCCCGAAGAUAGUCACAUGCAAACCCUCCACCCGUCGUCUAUUGAUAGUGCUGAGGAUUCAUCUUCGGAAGGGCUGGCCACGUCAGCAGUAGUGGGAGCGGUAGAAAAAGCAAUAGACGCUAUAGAAAGGGAUGAAGCGUUAGAUAACUCAAGUAGCGGAGCGUCGAAUGACUUGGUGAUUGACACCGGGAGAAACUCCCCAGUCUCACAGACUUCAAACUCUAGGCAUCAGGUUGACGUCAGCGGCUUAGAGCUGCUAUCAAAUAGUAUAGAACAGUUUGAAAGGACAACUCCCGGUACAUGUAUGCCAAGUUUAGAGCCGGUACAGUUAACAGUGGACACUAGAACUACGACUAAAGUUAUGAUAAAGUGUUCCCCGAAGUCGCCUCCGCCAACUGCUGAUGCUGAACCUGUUAGAAGAUUUGAGUUCCCUCCACCAGAGGGAAUGUCCGAGAAUGCAAAGCCAUCCUUAGACGGAUUAGGAUUGUUAUGUGCUCUAGCCGAGCAAAGAUUUAUGGAGGAGGUAGUAGAAAGCCCCUCUAUAAAUGCACCUUCGUCUUCCCGACCUUUUAUUAAAAGUGAGCCGUUAUUGAGUCCCAUAGAUAGGCACAGGCCAACACCGGAAUUAGAAACUGUGAAAGACCGUCACAGAGAUGACUCUUCCAGUGAGAGGCGAAGGAAGCGCAGUCGAGACCGGGAAGACCGCUUGAGACACAAGUUAGAAAAGAUGCGAAGACACAAGCGUGAGAGAGAAGAAGAGAGAAAUGGCGGGGAACUGGAAGCGAGUUUGAGGCGAGUGACGACAUGUCCAUGUGGGACGGCCAACUGCUCGCACGUGUCGGCUGCACCGGCGGUGUCAGCACAAGACCUGGUCAAAGCUAUGGAAAAAGACAUGAGAGAACGAUUGCAAGACCUCCAAAGGCAAUGCGACGAGAAACGAGCACAGCUGAACGCUUUGACUCCGCCGCUGCCGCCAUUAUCCACCCCUUCCGGACCCUCCACUCCAGCCCCCUCGCCUGAUUCCGAUCGGGGGUCAUCGAAAAAGCGCAAAGUGGGAAGACCACGCAAAGUUUCUAGUCCCGAUUCUAGUACAGAAACUAUCGUUGCUAAGAAGCCGAAGUCAAAAAGCAGUCUUGUAGGGUAUCUAUUAGCUAAAGGGAAGUUGAAAGGGGGCAUAGUUUGUUCUAAAAGCGAUUUCCCUAGAGAAGAGAUUAAUCGAACAAGCAAAGUCCGUCCGAAGCUAAAAGCCGAACCAAUUCUGAAGUUGCAUUCUGAAGAGGAAGAACAUGAGUUUGCCCUCAACAAGUCCACUAGUUCCUCGAUGGAAAGCUUAAACGAAGUUCGUCAGAAGAACCGGGAGAAAGUUGACAAAUUAGUUCGAAAACAUUCAAGAGAUGGUCUUCCUGAAUUAGAAUUUGCUUUGAGGCGUGGCAGUGCUUCCAGUGAUAGCGAGAAGGAAAGGAGACGUGCGAAAAAGAGACGAAAGAGUGUCAAGUCUAAAGAACGAACCAGUGAAGAUACAAAAGAAUCACUGGCUAUUCAGGCACCGCAACAGGUUUCUAGAUGCACAUUGACUGAAGAGCUGAUAGAUACAGCUCCGAGAGUGUUGACUGCUAUGGGCGGUCUGUUCUACGCCGGCAAGCUAAGCGCAGUGACGGCUCCAGAUGUGUACGCUAUAACAUUAGACGGAGAGAGGGGUAACAAACCUCAUAUACUAUCAAGAGAAGAAACUUUGCGAGACGCUAUCCUAGAAGUGAGUCCGAAUUCCGUGGCAGAGCUAGCGUCUGGGACUCGCGUGUGUGCGUACUGGUCGCAGCAGUACCGCUGCUUGUACCCUGGUACUGUGGCGGAGACGUCAUCUCCGGACCCCCACGACGACAAGUUUGUAGCCGUCGAGUUCGACGAUGGGGACUCCGGGAGGAUAGCCAUUGAGGAUAUCAGGCUGUUGGAGCCGAAUUAUCCUGUUGUGGAGUACCAAAACCCUCUAUUCACACUCGGUAAACGAAGAAGAAACACAAGUGUGAAUAGUGUAGAAGACAAGAAACCAGCCUUAGUAACGAGCGCCGAGACAGCCAAACCCGGACCAUCCAGUGAAAUGGCACCGAACGCUACAGAAUUAGAAGACAGACACCGGGAAAGGAAAAAGCUGAAGAAGCUACGGAAAGAGAAAUUAAAAAGGAAACUUUCAAGUGAGGAUGACCCGUCUUCUCUGGACUACGUUAAGAAGAAGAAGAAGAAACACAAAUGCUGUGAGGACCACUGCAAACACAGAAGACACCACAAAAAGCACCACCGGAAACACAGGAAAAGGCAUCACUCCAGCUGCAAAGAGCAGUCCAGUUCAUCAGGUGACGACCACCAGAAGAAGUCAUCGUCAGAAUACGCGGAUUCUAACAAAGAGGGUUCCGUUGAUUCAAACGAGAGGUUGUCUACUCUUGUGGCAAUGGAGAAGUCACCAGAUGAUAAGAUGAAGACAGUAAUCAAGAAAGCUGUGUUAACCAAGAGUUGUUUUGUGAAAACGGCUGUGUUGGACGUUAGCAAGUUGGGCCGCACGAGUGUUAAAAAGGAGAGCAAAGACAAUUUAAAAGACAGUGGUAUUGGAUUGGAAGAAGAGAAUCCUUCUACAAGUGAUGUUAUUAAAAAGAAGGUGAAACGCCGGACAGUGUCUUCAACAUCAUCAGACGGCGGCAUGACCGGUGGGGUCAGUAAAAUGGCCGCCUUUCUGCCCGGGGGUGCACUCUGGCGGUGGUGCGGCCCGGUCUACAGGAGAACGGCUAAGCCACGGCUGAAGAAACUGUUCUAUAAGGCCAUACAGAGAGGAGAGGAGGUUAUUAAUGUGGGCGAUGCAGCAGUAUUCCUGUCAACGGGGCGGCCGGACCGUCCCUACAUAGGUCGUAUAGUGGCGCUAUGGGAGGCGCGGGGAGCCAUGGCUGUGCGCGUGAAGUGGUUCUACCAUCCAGAGGAGACUAUUGGACUGCCCGAUCAGUUGAACUAUCCGGGUGGCCUUUUCGAAUCCCCUCAUACGGAUGAAAACGACGUGCAAACAAUAUCACACAGGUGUGAAGUAUUGCCUCUAGCCCAGUACAAGGAUCGCAUGGGAGACGACCCAGUGAAAUACAGCAAUGUAUACGACAACAAUGACGUUUACUAUCUGGCUGGAAAUUAUGAUCCUACGCAACAGACUUUGAAAAUGGAACCGGACAUUCCUUUCGCGGCAAAGUCGAGCUCCUAGGAUCCCAUGCCAGCCUAGUACCAGUAGAGAGUUGUCAAACAGUUUUGGUAAGUGUAGUUUGGAUAACAGAUCUUGAUCGUUGCUCUUUAAGUUUGAUUUAGUGGUUACAGCAUAAUUUUCGUAAUUAUUAAUAAUGUUUUUGAAAUCACUACUUAAUGUUGUAGUUCCGAAGUAUCCAAGCUAAGUAGAUAUUUCCUAGCUUUUUGUCCGUCAAUAUUAGACAGGUCUUGAGUACAAGUAGAUUUUGAGGCUCAAUAGUGUCAUUUUAAUAAAUCCGGUUCAGUAGUGACGAUUUUUAUCGAUGUUUAACUAAAUACAAGUUACCUUUGUUACAUUUUAAUAAGUGAUCCUUAUUGUCUGGAAUGUUUUCUUCGGGCCGAGUGUAAAAUGUGAAUGAUGAGGACAAUAUUGGUGGUAUUGGUGAUGAAAGUCGGUGAUGGUGCCACAACAUCGGUGGUGAUAUGUGAUUUAUUUUUUAUACUUGUCUCAGUGUUAGGUUGUAGUAUACGUUGUAUCGUGUACUCUAUUGUAGAUUUUUAUGUACGUAGUGUUUUUUUUCUAAAUAUCUAUUCUAUCUCUUAUAUGCAAUAUAUUCUCAGCUAGUCCGUUAAUUUUUAUUCAAAAUUGACCAGUGAUUUAUUUAGUCAUGUUUCAUGUGGGAGUGUUUUUUAAAAAUAAAAUUGGAUUUCAUUUACGCGAAGUUAUUAAUCUGUUAGUUCUUACUAUUGUUUAUUUCGGUGAUAACAUUUUUAUUAUAUAUUUUGUUUAAUAAUUUUAUUUUGAUUAAAGUAUUUACACUUUAUAUCGAAAUGGUGCUAGAUGUUCGAUACGGUUCGUUUUUUUCGCUGUAGAAUUGUAGAUAUGAGUACAGUAUAAGGCAGAUAAAUCUGACCCCUCUCAGGAGCC
This is a messenger RNA of Plutella xylostella (diamondback moth), 6535 nucleotides long. It is a transcript of the gene wge, whose product is annotated as BAH domain and coiled-coil containing protein winged eye. Gene Ontology annotation, molecular function: chromatin binding. Lineage: Eukaryota; Metazoa; Arthropoda; Insecta; Lepidoptera; Plutellidae. The record is from RefSeq and is a predicted model, not a curated record.